Molecule: messenger RNA, 1569 nt
Organism: Loxodonta africana (African savanna elephant)
Lineage: Eukaryota; Metazoa; Chordata; Mammalia; Proboscidea; Elephantidae
Product: NKG2-C type II integral membrane protein-like
Exons: 6
Coding region: 817-1365 (182 amino acids)
Biological process (GO): positive regulation of natural killer cell mediated cytotoxicity; stimulatory C-type lectin receptor signaling pathway
Cellular component (GO): external side of plasma membrane; plasma membrane
Molecular function (GO): transmembrane signaling receptor activity
Source: RefSeq, a predicted model, not a curated record
CAAUAUUAAUUACCUUCUGGUAAUAAUUUUAUUGAAUUAAUGUUUGUGUACAUUAACCAACCAAACAAACAAAAAAAAACCCAGUGCCAUUGAGUCAAUUCCGACUUAUAGCGACCCUAUAGGACAGAAUAGAACUGCCGCAUAGAGUUUCCAAGGAGCGCCUGGCAAAUUCGAACUGACGAACCUUUGGUUAGCAGCCGUAGCACUUAACCACUACGCCACCAAAGUUUCCAUGCACAUUAACAGGAAUGGCCAUAAUAUUGGCAUAUAAAUGUAUAUAAUGAUUAUAAGGUACAUAAAAGGUCAAGCUUUCACAACCUAAUCCUAUACAAGCUCGUGGUUGUGAGGAUAUUUUUAACAUGUUCUAGGCUUUCGCAUUGAUAGUUGAGAGGCAAGCAACUUGACUGUAUCAUUGGACAAAAUCUUCUUUCUCUAAAAUUACUUAUUCCGUGAAGACAAACAUUUGAAAUAAAAUGAUCUAUGUGAAAUAUUAUUAUCAACAGUAACCAAAAGUCUCUGUUUGAGGUAGGAGUUGAGUUAAAUUUGCUUCACAAUUUUCGAAGUGUGAUAAUUUCCUGUUAAAAUCUUAAGUGAAACUUUGCUCAGCAUGCGGUUUGUUUUUUUUUUCCUUCUAUUUUCAGAUUCCUUUACAUAGUUACAUACUCAAAAGCAGUCUGAAAGAAGCAGAUUUUUAAAAUGCCUCUUUAGGAUAACUAAAGGAUAAUUUGAAUUCAUUAUCUUAGUAUCUUUUGAUAUCCCAGUUAUCACUGACUUUUGGUCAUCACAGAUAUACGGCCUUCCCCUUAGAAGCACCACAUGGCCAUCAGGCUACCAUCAGAUUCUCCGUUGCCUCCAUGGAGACUCACUGCUGAGAUCCUGGGAAUUAUCUUUCUUAAAUUAGUGUUCAUAGUGAUUAUCGUAACAGUUCUCAAUUUUCCUGCCUUUCUAGCUAUUGGAAUGCUGGAAGUGAACGGAACCCAGAAAGCAUCUCAUUGUGGCCGUUGUCCAGAGGACUGGUUAUCCUAUUCCAACAAUUGCUAUUAUAUUAGCGGUGAUAAAAAAAACUGGACUGAGAGUCAGAUGGCCUGUGUUUCUAAAAAAUCUAAUCUGAUUUAUAUAGAUAAUGAAGAGGAAAUGAAGUUUAUGAAUUUUCUACCUUCUUCUUCAUGGAUUGGACUCUCUCGUGAAAGCCGUAAUUAUCCCUGGUUUUGGAUAAAUGGCUCACCUUCCAACCAAAACAUAACAGAGGCAUCUGGUCCUGCUUACAACUGUGGUAUGCUAUUCUCAUUUGGCCUUCAAUCAGCCAGUUGUGGAGCUGCAAAAGUAUACAUUUGUAAGCUUGAGAUUUCGAGUUUAAACACCUGAGCCUGGAGUCCUUCAGGUAUCUUUACAUUUCAUGGAAUGGAAAUAAUCACGAUUGCAAAAGUCUUAUAUUCAAGUACAUCAACUGCAAACUCCACAUUUGGACCCCCCCUGGACUUUACCCUAUGUCCUCCUUCUGUUGGCUGAUUUUCACAAGUACCCUUUUCUGUAAUAAAAUAUAUCUGUGAGUAUAACAAUUUUCUUGUG